ACAUGCUGCUUUUAAAUCAGCUGACUUAACAGCGUCUGAAGAAAUGAUCUUGACAGCGCAUGCUCGAACACUGAUCGGGCUUUAUUCUCUAUCGAUGCAAAAUCUUGUACUCGUUUUGGACUAGUAUUCUGUCCCACAGGAUUCGGUUUAGAAAUAUUUGCCUUUUUUUUGCAUUUUGCAUUUUAUUUUCUUGUCGAUUUCCCCUAUUUGCACAUAAUAAAUGGGACUUCCCCGAAGGCUUCUGUAGCACAACCUGACCUUUUUGACAUUUUGGUGGUCUCUUGAGAAAACUCGGAAUUCGGAUGUGGCAAGCUAACUGCAGACGAAUGCAACAUUUAGCGGAUUGGAUUUCAGGUAGCGUGAUGGGGGGCUGCGUGGGGAGGAGUAGGAGCGACGGCCAAGGGAGUGUUCGGAGCUUGACCAGGAGCAAAAAACGUGGAGGACGUAACGAGCCUCUCAAGAAGGAACGUCCCAAGUGGAAGAGCGAAUACCCGAUGACCGAGGGUCAGCUCAGGAGCAAGCGGGAUGAGUUUUGGGACACGGCUCCAGCUUUUGAUGGACGCAAAGAGAUAUGGGAUGCGCUCCGGGCGGCAGCCCUGGCCGCAGAGUGCAAUGACCUGGAGCUAGCGCAGGCCAUCGUAGACGGAGCCUGCAUCACUCUGCCUCACGGCUCUCUCACAGAGAGUUACGACGAGCUGGGCAACCGUUACCAGCUUCCUGCGUACGCUUUGGUACCGCCAGUCAAUCUCAUCAAUGAAACAUGCAACGAGAGCAAAGUUUGUGAAUCCACACAAAAGCAAGUGCAGCCUCCUCCAUGCAGGCAAGAGUUCCAACUGCGUGUGCGACUGUCCUCAGGCGAGGAUGUGCGUCUGACUGCCAGCUUGGCCGACUCCAUCGCCGAGCUGAAGAAGCAGCUGGAAGAUCAGGAGGCCAUCGAUGUGUCCCGCCAAAGGUGGUUCUUCUCUGGGAAACUCCUCACGGACAAGACUCGUCUGCAGGAUGCCAAAAUACAAAAAGACUUUGUUGUCCAAGUCAUUGUCAACAUGAACCCUACACCUAUAGCCGACUGAGAGGGGUGUAAUAAUUUAAAGAAAGAAAAAAAAAAAAGGGCGGAAAGUGAAAGCUGGAGAGCUUUAUGCACUGGGAAUUUCUGUACAAUUUUCUAUGAGAGUAUUGUUUUUAUAAUGUUCCUUUUUGUAUUUGUUCUCCCACUUUUUCCAAAUAUACUUAAAAAAAAAUAAGCACUGAAACACUUUCAGGAGGAGCUGGCAACCAUCGGCUUGUGAGCCAUACUGCAUAGAAAAGCCAAGAGCGAGCAUUUCAACCCACAAAUACUGAAACAUAAACGCGGUAGCAUUGUAAUCUGUUUUACUACUUACUGUAAAUGGCCCUCUAGAAUUUUUCAAAAACUGAAACAUCUUCUGAUAGGUCAGAGGUUUCCCACCCCUGUGUUAGAUGGAAAAAUAGAAACCCAAAAUGCACCUCCUUGUUUAUAUCACUAUUUUUAUUUCCAGCUUUCACCUCUAUCUUUGUCUUGUGUAUUGGUCUUUGUUGUCAGUGGCAAACUCGAUAAUGUUUGCCUGGGCAUCCAAAAAUAGAAAAUACCGUCUUUUUUUUUUUCCAUGUGAAAUUUGAGAGGAUAACUGGGAGACAGGGAAGAUAAAUGUAAAUAUUUGCAUCUGUGUGUUGUGUGGUCGAUUGACUUUGUGCUCAGUCAUUGUCAUUCCUUGGCUAUUACAAAUAAAUACAUCCACUAUCUGA
Syngnathus typhle (broad-nosed pipefish) is the source of this 1761-nucleotide messenger RNA. RefSeq names its product ubiquitin domain containing 1a (gene ubtd1a). The coding region runs from base 303 to 1070 and encodes 255 amino acids. Gene Ontology annotation, molecular function: protein binding. The transcript is spliced from 5 exons. NCBI's taxonomy places the organism in Eukaryota, Metazoa, Chordata, Actinopteri, Syngnathiformes, Syngnathidae. The record is from RefSeq and is a predicted model, not a curated record.